Molecule: messenger RNA, 2089 nt
Organism: Syzygium oleosum
Lineage: Eukaryota; Viridiplantae; Streptophyta; Magnoliopsida; Myrtales; Myrtaceae
Product: disease resistance protein RPV1-like
Exons: 2
Coding region: 134-637 (167 amino acids)
Biological process (GO): defense response
Source: RefSeq, a predicted model, not a curated record
UCGGGUUCAGCGUUUUUAGAGACGACGAUGAACUCCAAGUUGGCAAACAAAUGAAAGAAGAGUUUCCUGUGCGAUAGAGAACUUCAUCAUCUACAUAGCUUCCAGUCAUUGGUGCCUCCGCGAGCUCAUAGUCAUGGUACAACUAACUUCUAAAUCGGAGGGGAAGAAAGAGAUUCUUCCCAUUUUCUUCGAUGUUGAACCUGAGAAUGUCCCGCUUAAAACUCCAUCCUACCGUGAUGCCAUAUUGAAGUUGGAGCAAGAGCAGAAGUUGAUCACUGUUGCGGUUGAGGCUUCUCGAAAGGCUCUUCAAGAAGUCGAUGAAAUAAAUAGAUGGAACCUGAUGAAGGAUGACGCCCGAGGAGGACUAAUCAAACUGGUUGUUGGGGUGGUUUUGAAUAAGCUGAAGACAAUACAUAAGUCCGUGACUGAACAUUUAGUCGGAAUGGACGGCGGAGUGGCAGAUCUGAGAAAGUUAUUAGAUAUCGAAGCAAGUGGUUUCUGGCUGGCUGUAGCUCAUGCAAUGAGAGGCAUAGGAAAAAUGACUCUUGCCAAGGUCGUCUUCAAUCAACUAUCGCCUCACUGUGGAAUGUGCAGCAGUUUCCUUGAAGACAUCCGAGAAAAAGUCAUCAAGAGAUGAAGGAUAGUCAAGUUGCAAAAAAGGUUAUCAUCGGAUAUUGUGAAUUCUUCCGCGGCGAACAACAUUGAUGAUGUUGAUUAUGGUGAGCAGAGGAUUGGAGAAACACUCCACAAAAAGAAAGUCCUCAUUGUUCUCGAUGACGUAGACAAGAGUGAACAAGUCCAGAAAUUAGUCAGCAAGUGUACCAUGUGGUUCAGGUUCUAGAGUUAUUAUUACAACUAGGAAUAAAAAUGUUUUGCAUUAUAAAGAAUUAAUGUAUGGCGUUCUAAAUUAUGAAACGGAGGAAAUGAGUUUUGAUCAUGGACUGCGGCUUUUCAGCAGGCAUGCCUUCAAGAGAGACACUCCUUUAGAUGACUACCACAUCCUUUCAAGAGACGUCGUCUCCAUAACUGGACUACUUCCUUUGGCUCUUGAAGUGUUAGGUUCGUUCCUUUAUCGAGAAGGAGAUAGGAAAAGAGGCAAGACAAAUCAAGUUCCACAAGAUAUCGCAGGAAAGUUGAAGAAGAGUUAUGAUGCCUUAAGUACUGAUGUUGCUUGCUUUUUCAUUAAUGAGAACAAGAAUAAUGCAAUUCACGUGUGGAAGGAUUGUGGAUAGUCUCCAGAAUGGGGUAUUGAUGUCCUCAAUAAAGGUUCGAAAUGACAAGGUGUCCUGGAUGCAUGACCAACUAUGAGAUCUUGGAAGGGAAAUCGUCCAUCAAAAUGCUGUAACAGAUCCUGGAAAUAAAGCAAAGCGACAACUAUCGAUAAAUAUUCUCUAUUUUACCAAGUACCUUUCUUUUGAGGGGUUUCUUCUUCUCUGUGAAAUGUGGUUGCUGAACAGAGAAGAGGAACUUCAACUCGCUGAUUAGUUUUUACUGUAACAGAGAAAAAAAAAUGUUCAAGCACUCCAUCUAGCCUGGCAUAGUUUUCCAAGAUUCCAUAUUACUAUUGGAAAGAUGGAAGAAUUUGGACAACUAAGGUUCCUUAAAUUGGACAGAAAAACUUUUGUUGGGGACUUCACCAAUUGACUUUCAAACUCAAGAUGGAUUUCUUGGGCUUAUCCUCAACCGGAUUUUAGGGUGGCCAGUAUGCAUUAAAGAAUGGAGUCGUUUUCGAACUUUGUUACAAUGACUUCACAAAUGAAGUAUGGAGCAUACUCAAGGUAAGUUAUGUGUUUACUUAAAGCCAAAUUGUCUGAUCUUAUGGUACUUUUUUUUAGUAAAGUCCAUCUUCUAGUCUGUUUUUAUCUUUCUCCUUUAGUUGUAUGAUCCUCUAAACUAGAUAUUUCACUUCUGCAAUACGUUGUUCUCUAUUUGCAGAUGGCAAGUUCUGACGCUGAAAAACUGUUCUGCCAUAACUAAAACUCCAGACUUUUCUAGUUGCUCCCAAGUUCGAUGGAAAUUGACUGCUCCACUGGAAAACUGAAGUGCUUGGCUGACUUGAGUAUUGAAAGUUGCAGGCGUCUUAAAGAGU